AUGAAUAUUAAAGUUGUCUUUGAAAACAAAAUACAUAAGCUACCCUCUUCAGUCAAUACCUUUAAUUAAAUAAUAGAAAAUAUAAGACUUCUUUUUCCAAAUAAAUUAAGGAAAAACUUUGAGAUUUACACUUAAGCUCUUCCAAAACAAACUCCCUUUAGAAUCAAUGAUGAAGACCAUUUUAACGAGUUAAAAUAAUUAUAUGGACAUAUGAAAUUAAAAUUCAUAAUAAAGAAAUCAUAUGAAGACAGUCUAGAGUAAGAAGAGAUUCAAGCUUUAAAUUAGAGUAUCUUAAUUCAAUAUAAAGACUCAGAUUAAUAAUUACAGGAAGGAUACAAGAACUUUGAAAUUAUUAAUAAAAAAUCUAAUGAAUAGAAUUAAUAAUGUAAUAUGGAAUAGCUAGUAAAUUAAUUGGUGGAUGAGAGAUUGGAAUACCAUGGCUUGCUACAGACAAAAACAUAGCCUCUGUUCAAAAUGGUUAUUGAAUAUUCUCUAUAAAAAAUCAAUGUGAUACCAGGGAAAUAAUUUUUAUGGAGUGUUUGUUUGAGAAAUAUUAGUAAUGUGAAGUGGUUAAAAAAGGAUGUUUAUUUAAUGUGCAUUUAGGGCGAAUAUUUGAACUAAAAACUGUUUUUUAACGUUGACAUUCCAAUAAAUGAACUUUGCACAAUAGGGACAAAAUUGAUUGCUCCUAAAGUGGUGGAUAACACUCCAUAAAUAUUUUAACUAUUUCACAAAUCAUAGCAUUUUGGGAAACAAAUUAUUUUUAAAUUACAAAGUACAGAAAGUUUGGAAAAACAAAAACAAGAUUUACAGAUAAAACUUGUAAUUAUGUUAUCAAAACUAAAAUUACAGUUUUAUAAGGAAUUUUUGUAAAGAUUAUAUGAAAUACGUGGAUGA
Paramecium tetraurelia is the source of this 897-nucleotide messenger RNA. RefSeq lists its product as uncharacterized. Lineage: Eukaryota; Ciliophora; Oligohymenophorea; Peniculida; Parameciidae. The transcript has 5 exons. The record is from RefSeq and is a predicted model, not a curated record.